Drosophila kikkawai is the source of this 564-nucleotide messenger RNA. RefSeq lists its product as uncharacterized. NCBI's taxonomy places the organism in Eukaryota, Metazoa, Arthropoda, Insecta, Diptera, Drosophilidae. The record is from RefSeq and is a predicted model, not a curated record.
AUGCGUCACGCUCUGAUCCUUGUGUUUGUGUGCGGUCUGCUGAUCGCCUUUGCCUCGGCCGGAUUGCUGGGCGGAGGCGGCGGCAGUGGCGGCGGUAGUGGCUACGGAGGUGGUGGUGGUGGUGGCCAAGGAGGCUGGCAAAACGGCGGAGGUGGUAAUGGUGGUGGCUAUGGCGGAGGCGGUGGCCAUGGACAGAAGAAGAACGGCGGCGGCGGCGGCCAAGGAGGCUGGCAAAACGGAGGUGGUGGCCAAGGAGGCGGCGGCCAAGGAGGCUGGCAGAAGAAUGGAGGCGGAGGAGGCGGUGGGCAAGGUGGAUACGGAGGCGGCAACCAAGGUGGCCAUGGAGGCGGUGGUGGACAGGGAGGCUAUGGCGGCGGCCAAGGUGGCCAUGGAGGUGGCAGCAAGUCCCUGGCCGGUAAUCGUGGCAGCUCCAUUUCCUGGCAGGGUGGUAAUAGCGGCGGUGGCAAGCAUGGCGGCGGCGGCGGUGGUGGUGGCGGCGGCAAGUAUGGCCCCGGCGGCGGCAGCGGAGGAGGUGGUGGCCACCACGGCGGCGGCGGCUGGUAA